AUGCAGUUCUCUCUUCUCAAGCUUGCCACCUACGCUGGCCUCAUCCAGGCUGCUGCCGCCGCCGUCCCUGUCGGUGUCGAGAUCAAGAAGUGCACUGUCGACAGGAACAUUGCCCUCACCUUCGACGAUGGUCCUUUCGAGUACACCAACGAGCUCCUUGAUCAGCUCAAGAAGUACGGCUACAAGGCUACCUUCUUCAUGAACGGCCAGAACUGGGCCAACAUCAACGACUACGCUGCCACUGUUAAGCGAGUCGUCGCCGAGGGUCACCAGCUUGGCUCCCACACUUACAGCCACCCUGACCUCGCUACCGUCAGCAACUCUGAGGCUCGCACUCAGAUGACCCGUCUCGAGGCCGACUUCCUCAAGAUCGUCGGAAAGUACCCUACCUACAUGCGACCUCCCUACUUCAGCUACACCUCCAACACCCUCUCCGUCAUGAAGACCCUUGGCUACCAUGUCAUCGGUGCUGAUGUUGACUCCCUUGACUGGGAGUACAACACUCCUGCUGAGACCAACACCGCUCUCAAUCUCUUUAAGAAGGGUAUUACCGCCGGUGGUUCCAUCUCUCUCUUCCACGACGUCCACCAGAACACUGUCCGCAACCUCAUGCCCAAGGUCCUCGACGCUGUCUCCCGCAGCACCCGUAUUCCCGUCACUGUCGGCCAGUGCCUCGGCGACCCUUCUGCCAACUGGUACAAGACCACCAAGCGCACCAAGCGUGACCUUGAGGAGAUUGACGCCGCUGAGGAGAAGGAGGUUACUGAGCGUGCUCUCGCCAACUACGUUGAGCACUCCCGCUUCCGCCGCCACACCAAGGCUUAA
Molecule: messenger RNA, 825 nt
Organism: Fusarium coffeatum
Lineage: Eukaryota; Fungi; Ascomycota; Sordariomycetes; Hypocreales; Nectriaceae
Exons: 3
Coding region: 1-825 (274 amino acids)
Biological process (GO): carbohydrate metabolic process
Molecular function (GO): hydrolase activity, acting on carbon-nitrogen (but not peptide) bonds
Source: RefSeq, a predicted model, not a curated record